This is a messenger RNA of Sipha flava (yellow sugarcane aphid), 1442 nucleotides long. RefSeq names its product RNA polymerase-associated protein CTR9 homolog. The record is from RefSeq and is a predicted model, not a curated record. Gene Ontology annotation, cellular component: Cdc73/Paf1 complex. Gene Ontology annotation, biological process: regulation of DNA-templated transcription. Lineage: Eukaryota; Metazoa; Arthropoda; Insecta; Hemiptera; Aphididae. The transcript has 7 exons. Gene Ontology annotation, molecular function: RNA polymerase II complex binding. Bases 77 to 952 code for a protein of 291 amino acids.
GCGAGUACGUUCAUCGUUCGAGUGCUAUUGGAAACAUCCGAUCGUCGAAUUGCAUUGACAAAAAACAUCAUCCAAUAUGUUACAACGUCAAAGAAAUGCAUCUGCCACGGCUGAGGUGUUGGAUAUUCCCCCUGAAAAUGCCGCUUUGGAAGUUUCUCAAAGUGAAAUUAAUGUAAUCAACGGUAUAGACCUAUCAGCUGCAAGAUAUGUUAUACAAGCUAAGAAGGAACGCAAUUUAAAUGUACGUGAUGAGAUUUUUGACCGUAUUAUAGAUCUUUACUCAAUGGCGGACAAAAUACAUAUGAAUCACAUGAAUCAUUUACUAGGCAGGGCCUAUAUAAGCUUAUUAGAAAAUAACACUUUGGCAGAUGCUAAUCGAAUAUUUACUUCAACAAUUAAACAUUCAUUGAAUCAUAUAUCACCUGCACUGUCUAGUGAUCUUAACGAAGCUGCUUGCAGACGAUUUAUUACACAGGAUCAAAAAUUAUUGCGUUCCGAAUUUCGCAAACAUGCGGAUUCUGCAAAUAUUCGAUUACAAAUAGCACACUGUUAUUUGAAACUAGGCAAAUUAAAACAAGCACGAUUAAUGUUUGAACUAGUUUUAAAAUCAAAUUCGAUGCAUGUCGAUGCAUUAGUUGGUCUUGCAAUUACGAAAUUAACCGAAAACGAAUCAUUACCAUUUGCUAAUGAGUUAUGUGUACAAUUUUCAAAAGAAUGUAGCAUUUAUACUAUCAAAACGGAAACUCUCAAUACGAUUGCUUUCGAUUAUUUUACUAAAGAAAACUAUGCUACAUCUGAAAGAUAUGCUGAAUUUGUCAUACGGAGAUCAAGUGAUUUUUAUCAAUUAACUAAAAGUUAUAACCUACUUGGUAAAAUCGCUGAAAACAAGGGUAAUGUUCAACAAGCAUUUCAUUAUUAUAAUCAAGCAGUUUUUUUCGCACGUCUUAUGUAAAAUAUUUGUAUUGUGGUAUUGAUAAAAUAUGUCUUAUAAAAUCUGACAAGGAGAAAGUUCAAGAAAGCUUCGAAAAAAAUUUUCAAGUGAAUCCGAGCUUUAUGAAGACUAAAAAAUCCUUUGUCUAUUGUACUAAAUAAGUUGGCAGACGAUUCAGAAGCUUGGAUGCAAUGAAGUUUGAUAGCUUUAGAUUCAAGUUUAAAAACGCUAACUCCGAUUUAUGAUAAAAUCAUGAGUUCAAUAAGCCUCGGUAAAGAAACCAAACGUUCAAUUGGAAUUCGUCUCGCCAUCGCUGGCCUAUACGAAAAGUUUGGAAAAUAUGAUGAAUGUCAUUCUACAUUAGAAAUGUGUAUGAAAUUGGCAAAGGAAAAAUAUUCAAAUUACUCAAAUGAAUACUUUAUGAAAAUAAGUUUUGAGGUUCACUUUUAUUUAGCCGAAUCCUAUGAAUAUCUUGAGCAGUUUUGAGAAAUUUACAAAGAAUUAAUCAACA